AUGCUGCAAGUGAGACCCCUGCAGUGCUAUAAAUGCUUGGAACAAGGACACGUGCAGCAAAACUGCAGGAGUAACGUAGACAGGAGAACUAAUUGCUAUAGAUGCGGAGAACAAGGGCACCUGGCAAGAGACUGUGAGUCGAGAGCCAGGUGCCAAAUAUGCGCUGACGCAGGUGUGCCGGCAGGACACAGGAUGGGAGGACCAGCCUGCCGGCCACCGAAGGGAAGAAAGAGAACCGUGGGAGGGACAGUAGAGAGGCAAGAGGCGUCCGCACCGAAGCCCAAGGACCCUCCUGUCCCCCCCAGCGGCAAAGAAAGGAAUGAGGAAAAGGAAACGGGAAGUGGAGAGGCAAACAAAGCCUCAUCGCCGCUCCCACAAAGGAAGCGACUUCCACCUCCACCACCCCCUCCGCCCACCAUGCAGGCGGAGGAGGAGCAAAUGGAGGUGGAGGAAAAGAGGGGAGAAAAACGUCCGCGUCCAGUGGAAACUGCCGAGAGCGACGAGGGAGAGCAGCCUGGUGGGAAGGUCAUAAUUAACCCAACUGAUCAAUAA
Molecule: messenger RNA, 552 nt
Organism: Harpegnathos saltator (Jerdon's jumping ant)
Lineage: Eukaryota; Metazoa; Arthropoda; Insecta; Hymenoptera; Formicidae
Product: serine/arginine-rich splicing factor RS2Z33-like
Exons: 1
Coding region: 1-552 (183 amino acids)
Biological process (GO): activation of innate immune response
Molecular function (GO): double-stranded DNA binding; zinc ion binding; RNA binding
Source: RefSeq, a predicted model, not a curated record